AAUUUUCACACUUCGGUAGCAUCUAUAAUGCCACCAAAUACCUCUCAAACCCCUUUCUCUGAGCCAGUUCAACCGCUUAAGGUUACUUCUCCUAAUGUCAAAUAUACCGAUACUCAUAUUAUUGCAGACUUUGUUUAUCAGAACACCACUGUUUCUAAAAACAACAUCGAUGGUACCUUAGAAAUUAUUCCCACUGAUACCAAAUAUCAAUUCAAAACCGAAUUGAAUGUUCCGAAAGUCGGAUUGAUGAUGGUUGGAUGGGGAGGUAAUAAUGGCUCAACCCUUACCGCCAGUAUCAUUGCCAAUCGCCGCAAUAUUACGUGGCGCACAAAAGAUGGCGUCAAAUCUCCAAACUAUUUUGGGUCCGUCGUUCAAGCUUCCACUCUCAAAUUAGGCGUAGAUGCAAAUGGAAAUGAUUAUUACAUCCCUUUUAACCAUAUCUUGCCCAUGGUUCACCCUAAUGACUUGGUUCUUGGUGGUUGGGAUAUUAGCUCUUUUAACCUCGCGCAGGCUAUGGAACGUGCCCAAGUUCUUGAUUAUGAUCUUCAACGUCAGGUAUCCCCUGAACUCGAACUAUUAAAACCGUUACCUUCUAUAUAUUAUCCUGACUUUAUUGCCGCUAAUCAAA
Molecule: messenger RNA, 628 nt
Organism: Funneliformis caledonium
Lineage: Eukaryota; Fungi; Glomeromycota; Glomeromycetes; Glomerales; Glomeraceae
Source: the annotation of a GenBank genome assembly